Messenger RNA from Perca flavescens (yellow perch), 1548 nucleotides. RefSeq names its product prostasin. The record is from RefSeq and is a predicted model, not a curated record. Bases 326 to 1255 code for a protein of 309 amino acids. Gene Ontology annotation, molecular function: serine-type endopeptidase activity. Lineage: Eukaryota; Metazoa; Chordata; Actinopteri; Perciformes; Percidae. The transcript has 6 exons. Gene Ontology annotation, biological process: proteolysis.
GGGCGAGACCAGAGUUUUGAUUGGGUGUUGUUGAGUGCACAGGUAGCCAUCUGUUUUGGGAUCGAGGCUCUAUAGAGAUUUUGUACUCGAAACCUUAUUCGGUAAGAACUAUUUUAGGGGAUUUUGUCGACGCUAAAACGCACGGAGAAGUAACUUCUUUUCUGAAGGCUACUGCUCGAGUUUCCGUCACAACAGAAGCAGAAGAGGUAUUAGAAAGACGGACGUAACGGUAUAGAUAAAAAAGAUUUGUCCUGACUUCAGAGAACGUUGUUGGCUCUGCUGCAGUAGUUGCUGAAACGGAACUUGUGCCGCGAAACCUCACAAAAUGUCGCCGAAAUUACAUCUUCAUGCUAUUAUUUUUUGGUGCGUAACAGGUAUUUUGGCUUCGUACGCGCAAGAAUGUGGCCGACCACACAUAGUGGAGAGCAGGAUUGUGGGCGGGACGGACGCUACAGAGGGCGAGUGGCCGUGGCAGGUUGAUAUACAGACAGAGAAGAGUGGUCAUAUCUGUGGAGGCUCCAUCAUCACAGAGAGCUGGGUCCUAUCGGCCGCUCAUUGUUUCCCCGAUCCAUCCGAUGUGAGAUCUUACAUCAUCUACGUUGGCCGGUACCAGCUUAAUGCCUACAACAAGUACAUGUCAACGUAUCGUGUGAGCCAGGUGGUGAUCCCAUCCGGUUACAAUGAGCCUCACAAUGGGAAGGAUUUGGCGUUGGUAAAGCUGUCCAGUUCAGUAACCUGGUCACAAUAUGUCCUUCCCAUCUGCUUGCCUGCCUCUGGCACCCUGUUUCCAAGUGGCAUGCAGUGCCAUGUCACAGGCUGGGGGAACAUCCGGGAUGAUGUGCCUCUGCCAGGGGUCGGGACUCUGCAGAAAGUGCAGGUGCCAAUCAUUUCCCAGAGUUCAUGUCAGGAGAUGUACCAGACAAACCCAACAGAGCAGGUGGACAUCCUGUAUGACAUGAUCUGUGCUGGAUACCAGAAGGGCGGCAUGGACUCCUGCCAGGGUGAUUCAGGAGGGCCUCUUGUCUGCCAGAUGGAAAAUGGGACCUGGGUGCAGGCUGGCGUGGUGAGUUUUGGACUUGGCUGUGCUCACCAAAACCAGCCAGGUGUGUAUGCCAGACUGACCACCUUCUCAAGCUUCAUUGAAAACACGGUACCAGAGAUCAAGCUGUAUGGCCGAGCAAAUUGGAACUGGUGUGGGAGGGCUGCCAUGUUGGUCAGUUGUCUGUCCUCUCUACUGAUCCUGCUUCAGAGGUAGAACACUUCUGACAACUGGGUUUGGGAGAUGAAACGCAAAUGGAGAUUUAUGUCUGACUUCCAUCCAAAGUUAUCCUGAAUAGUACAACUGGUGAUGUGCACAUGAAGCCAUAUUGAACAAGAAAUGUGAUGUAAUCUUACUUUUUUUUUUUUAACUAUAACUGUGCAUUAUGAUGUCAGAGUAAAAUAAGUUUUGAUAGGUUUGUAUUUUAAUCACAAUUAUGAACUAAAUAAUAUGUUCUGUAUUUUAAAUAAAUUUAUUUGAUUCUUAAAAUCAGGUCAGUGCUCUGUUCA